Messenger RNA from Ilyonectria robusta, 1892 nucleotides. RefSeq names its product amino acid permease. Gene Ontology annotation, cellular component: membrane. The transcript has 11 exons. The coding region runs from base 173 to 1720 and encodes 515 amino acids. The record is from RefSeq and is a predicted model, not a curated record. Gene Ontology annotation, molecular function: transmembrane transporter activity. Lineage: Eukaryota; Fungi; Ascomycota; Sordariomycetes; Hypocreales; Nectriaceae. Gene Ontology annotation, biological process: transmembrane transport.
GUCCAAUUGGCUGGACAUUCGCUAUUGCAAACUGAUUUCCGGCCCAGAUGGCUAGAUAGCCAGGUGCGCUGCAUCAUAUUAUAUCUACCGAGGACGCCAAGGAAUGGACAUCAAUGCUUCCCAAAUCUUUUACUUCUGAGAACAUUGGCAGUCUCAGGCUGUGACAAACAUCAUGGCUGGUCACGCUACAGGACAGGAGGGCCACCUUCAGAAGCGCUUUUCGAAGAUUACCAUGAUAGGCAUGGCCUUCGCUAUUCUAAACACCUGGAUUUCUCUCGCUGGGUCAAUUGGCCUCGUCAUGCCGUCUGGCGGCUCCGUUUCGUUUGUGUAUGGCUUUGUUUUCUGUGUACUUUGCAAUGUGUGCUUGAGCGCCAGCGUGGGAGAGCUGGCGUCGCUCUGGCCCACUGCUGGAGGGCAGUACCACCACGCUUAUGCCUUGUGCACUCAAAAGUGGAAGAAGUCGAUCAGCUUCCUCGUCGGAUGGGUCAACAUUGCUGGCUGGCUUACGCUGAACACAACGGCGGCCUACUUUGGAGCUCGAUUCCUUGUGGCAGCUGCGGUAGUCGGCUCCGGCGGCACCUACCAAAUCACCCAAUGGAGCACGUACUUGAUGUUCGUCGCAGUGUCCAUCAUUGGCGUGCUGUUGAACAUUUUCGCAUAUCCCAUCCAAAACCGCUGGAAUGAGGGCGCCUUGUAUUGGUCGUUGGCGAGCGUCGUCGUGAUCAGCAUUGUGCUUCUUGCCACCUCUCCCAAGGCCGACGCGGAAUUUGUCUUUACGAACUUUUCCAACACGACCGGCUGGAGUGAUGGCACGGCCUGGAUGCUCGGGUUGCUCCAGUCCGCUCUGAGUCUCAUUGGUUUCGAUGCUGUUGCUCAUAUGACAGAAGAGAUGCCUCACCCUGCCAGGGAUGCCCCUGUAGCUAUGGUUUCUGCUGUCCUCGUAGGCGGCGUAACAGGUAUCGCCUUCAUCCUCGUGAUGCUCUUCUGCUUCGUUGACCUCGGCCUUCUUCUCGCAUCCCCAACGCAAAGUCCACUCACCGAAUUAAUAUAUCAAUCAACCGGCAGUAGUGCAGCUGCAGCUAUAUUGAGUGUAGCCGUUGCGCUGUGUUUCGUUAAUGGUGCCAACGGCUGUGUCACAUCUGGUAGUCGCCUGCUCUGGGCCAUGGCACGAGACAACGGCACACCAUUCUCUCGAUACUUGUCCCAUCUCCAUCCGAAACUCAACGUUCCCGUCCGCGCAAUCCUUGCUCAAGCAGUCUUCAAUCUCCUCUUCGGUCUCAUCUACCUCGGACCGGAGGUAGCCUUUAAUGCCUACAUUGCUAGUUGCACGCUAUUCCUCAAUUUAUCUUACGCUGCUCCCAUUAUGAUUCUGCUUAUACGGGGCCGAGAUCUCGUUUUAGACAACCCCCCUGAGUUCUGCCUCGGAAAGGUCUGGGGAUAUGUCAUGAAUUACACGGCGGUUAUUUUCGUGAUUGUCACCUCUGUUUUCUUCUGCUUCCCCCCGGCCAUCCCAAUAAAUAUAUCUACCAUGAAUUACGUCACAGCAGUGGCCGGAAUCUUCAUAGUCUUUGUGGCUGUGCUAUGGAUUUUUAAGAAGAAGUCAUACAAUGGUCCAAAAUUCGAUCUUAUCCUAGGGAAGGAUCUGCCCGUGGCGAAUUCGAUUUCGGAGGAGCUAAAGAACGACACAAUCUCUGACUCUCAUUCAAAGCCUCUGGAUUGAUAUGGAUUGGCUUUCGUGUGCAGUACAUAAUUUGGCACUGAAUGACCCAGGGGUUUGGGACGGCGGCUGUCUGAGGUCCAAUUAUCGCUGCCAAAUCAGAAAGACGUAUAUCUGUGUAUUGCUUCAUAGACACUCUAAAUUUAGUCGACACAAUAUGUAUUAUGAUCAUCAG